This is a messenger RNA of Cyclospora cayetanensis, 2268 nucleotides long. RefSeq names its product cleft lip and palate transmembrane protein 1-like protein. The coding region runs from base 1 to 2268 and encodes 755 amino acids. The record is from RefSeq and is a predicted model, not a curated record. The transcript is spliced from 13 exons. Lineage: Eukaryota; Apicomplexa; Conoidasida; Eucoccidiorida; Eimeriidae. Gene Ontology annotation, cellular component: endomembrane system; membrane.
AUGGGGUGGCUCGGAAAGUCGGUCAUGCUUUUUUUCGCCGCCUACUGCGGCUACACAAUGUGGGACCUGUAUAGAGCCACCUCGGCCCCAAGGGCUGAGGGGCGUGUUUCGCAGUCUCUCGAGGGCCUUUCUAGGGAAGAACUACAAAAGUUACCGGAUGUAUUAGUCAACAAGAUUGACAAGGGAUCUUAUCUGAACUUCGACAUGAUGAUAUCUCAGUAUCCGGCUCUUCCCCCCCUAGACCGGGUCCGGCAGCACAUGAUUUGGCAUCUACAGGAAAAGAACUCAAUGCCAAAGGAAUUCAGCCUCGUAGGCAUCUCUCGCUUUAAGCCGUAUUCCUUUGAUGAAGAGGAAGAUGAGGAGGAGGAGGAUUCUGAAGCAGAGGUCGAAGCAGGGGCGGAGGAAGCUGAAAAAAGCCCAACGCAGGACGAUGCAGAAGAGCCACCGUCAGAGGCUUCCUCGGACCGCACGAAGGAUCAUGGCAAGGCAGACACCCAGACCAAGAAGAAACAGAAGAAAGGAUGGGUGAUGGGGCAUCUUUUUUCUGCCUUUAAGAGGCUUAACCGCAUCUGGAGGGCCUGGAGAGAUUAUUUGGACGUCUCAAGCGGCAACAUUGCAUCCUUUACGGCUGGAAUCCCGCCCCAUUAUAGAGAAGGGAACCAAACCCUCUAUCUACACGUCUUUGUGUCUGAUGAAGAGGGCAACGAGUUGCCGCUCCAUCAAGUUCGCCGUAUCACGACCUACAUGGUGCCCGAGAAGCACAAAGUCAUCAAGAGAUACUUGUUGCAGGAUCCAACGGGAAGCGUCCUUCAGAAGAAGCUUGAGGGGCUGCAGGUGCCUGGCGCCCCCAUACAGUGCAUCCCGGAGUUCGUGAUGGUCGGUCCCGUGAUCGAACACCAGCCACUGCACCUGCCAACAAUGAAAGCCAAGCUUGGGCAGAACUGGCCUUUCAUCAACGCGGAGGAACAGACCUAUAUCUUGCCACCCUUCAUUAGCGCGGACAUCUCUCCCCAGGACGAGUACCAACCCCUUGAGACAUCCCCCCUGGACGCCGUGCAACCCGACGCCGACGCCGACAACCUCAACAAGCCCUUAUUCAUCAACGUCAUGUAUCAGCCAGUCGGGUAUGCGUAUUGGUACUUACAACAGAUGCUGACGGGAAGCUUCGCGCUUCUAGAGCAAAGGUUUGGGCUCGACGCGUACGACAUGAACUCGUUGAAGAUGACGACAGCGGCGGCAGCAAAGAAGAACUCUUUUUUGAUCCUUGUUUGCAUAUUCUUCUUCUCCCUCGCACACUGCUUCCUCGAACUCACGGCAUUGCAGGCAGAUCUCUCUUUCUGGCGCAAACAGAAGGACCCCAGCGGCUUUUUUUCUCUGCGAACUCUGGCCUACGAGGUGCUGACCGAAGUCAUAGUCGCCUUGUAUCUCCACGAGAACGAUUCCAAGCUUCCUCUUUUCUUUGUUUGUCUUCAUAUCCUCCUCAACGUCUGGAAGAUCAGCAAGUUUGUUCAAGUGUCAGUGAAGCCUCAGUACCCGUUUGUUCACAUACGACGCAAGGGUGCCGCCGACGCCAGUGGUGCAAAUCCAAAAGGGGUUCCUCAAGUUCCAGUUCUCGAUGACAAGACGCGCGAAGGCGCUGAAGCAUUCGAGUCUAAAUGCAUGCGCAAGUUGAUGUUUUUCUUGGUCGCACCGCUAAUCAUCGGGGUUGCCGCCUAUCAACUUGUAUACGUACCCCAAAAAGGAUGGUGGUCGUGGCUAAUCACUAGCGCGGCAGUUUGCUGUUACGGCUUGGGAUUCGUCGCAAUGACCCCACAGCUGUUCAGGAAUUACUACCUGAAAUCCGUGGAGUACAUGCCGUGGCGUGUCCUUUGCUGCCAGUUCGUCAAUACUUUCGUGGACGACGUCGCCGCUUAUGUCAUUCGCAUGCCCAAAAUGCAUCGGAUGAGUGUAUUCCGUGAUGACAUCGUGUUUUUGAUUCUCAUGUAUCAGCGGUGGCUAUACAGAAAUGCCCGACUGCCGGAGCAAACAGAGGAGCAAAAAGUGAAGAAAAGGAGGAAAUUGAGACUAGGGGUAUGUGGAGAAGAAUGCAGGGCUAUGCUUGCGCCCAUGUACGUAGCAUAUUGCAUUUGGACUGAUCAAGGAUGCAUCGGUCGUAAUUUCGUUGAAUGUGGCUGUUCCAUGAGGCGCCAUUGCCAUCCGCUCCAUGCCUUCCGCGGCGGUUUCCAGAAUGCAAGGGUUUUACAUGCCGCUGAACUGGAUCUUGUUUGA